Molecule: messenger RNA, 1240 nt
Organism: Biomphalaria glabrata
Lineage: Eukaryota; Metazoa; Mollusca; Gastropoda; Planorbidae
Product: tubulin-specific chaperone A-like
Exons: 4
Coding region: 155-484 (109 amino acids)
Biological process (GO): tubulin complex assembly; post-chaperonin tubulin folding pathway
Cellular component (GO): microtubule cytoskeleton; cytosol
Molecular function (GO): beta-tubulin binding
Source: RefSeq, a predicted model, not a curated record
ACUUUUCUUGAUUUUUUUUAAAAAUACCAUUGACAACACUGGUUUCAACAAGUUAAAUUCUAGAUAAUAAAAUUAUAGAUCUAGAUCUAAAAUCUAGACUAUAAACACUACAGAGUAACAGUCACAGUGUAUUGUUUUUGGUAAUUCCAAAGUUAUGGCUGAUCCACGGAUAAAGCAAAUAAAAAUUAAAACUGGCGUAGUGAAAAGGUUAACAAAAGAAAAAGAAAGUUAUGAAAAGGAAGCUGUGCAACUGGAAGAAAAGCUUGAAAAGAUGAAAGCAGACGGUAAAGAUGAACAUGAUAUUAGAAAGCAGGGUGAAGUGCUUCAGGAAUCCAGAUCAAUGGUACCAGACACAGUUAGAAGACUUAAGAAAGCAUAUGCUGAACUAGAAGAAUUAUUAGAAAAAGAGUCUGAUCUUUCUGAAGUAGAAGAAUUUACACAAGCUAAGGAGGCCCUUAAGUUGGCAGAGCCUAUUGUUGCAUAAAAUUAUUUUAACAAUAGCUUUUUUUUUAUAAUUAUUGUUUUACUUAAAAAAUUAAUUUAAGCAUAUAUAUAUGCUCUCUGGAUUUUUUUUAUUUAUUGAUUUAUGCUUUAAAAAUGAUUAUAUUAGACUGGUCUGUGUUCUCUUAAAUGUUUAUAUUACUGUUUAAACUUACAUUUGUAUGAUUUUGUAAUAACCGUGAUAUAGACACUCAUUUAAUACAUUUAUUUUAGCUUAACAUCUUCUUCGCAUCCAUUGCGUUUUCAAAAUUAGUGUUUCUCAACAUUUCUUUUUAGUACCCACUUCUUUCAUGUUUUAAUAGUUAAUAGGGUUGAUAAAAAAAAGUUAGACUAAGUUACAGUAUUCUUAGGUACUAAAUAUAAUUUCUAAGGGUUUUUUUUUCAACUGAUAUACUUUUUUAUAAUUCUCUAUUGGCUAUAGUCGAUUGAAGUAAAAUUAAUUAUUCAUGAAAAAAAAUGUUUAUAAAAUUCUUAUUUUGCAAAAUUUCUUCUCAGUAUUCCCACCUUUCUUUCCCUAAAAUUAUGUUUGCCCAAACUUGAGAAAUGCUUUACUAAGCAAUUGUCAAUAAAUUACUGAGCUAAAUGAAUCUGUUUUUACUUUAAACAGUGCAUACAUGUUGUUGAUGGCUUAAAGUUGUUUUGCUUUUUUUAUUAAUUACAUUUAAUAGGAAAUAUAUUUCUUUGUUAUAAAAGACUUGUAAAUACAUUCACGUAAAAUACAUUUUUUUUUUAAUUUUCA